AUGGGUUGGUUUUGGGCAGACAAGAUUGAUAUAGCAUCUUCUUCACAGUUAAGCACAGCAAAACCUGCUGCUUUGCCAUCAUCGUCGUCGUCGUCGCUACUGGCUUGUCCUAUUGAUCAUUCAUCAUUCACAAAAUCAAACUCACCUUCGUCAGCAGCACCGACAUGCCCAGUUCUUGCAAAAGAUUCUGACGAGGUAUUGAACCCCAUGAACAAUAUGCCGAUGGCAAUAUCAAGUGAACUUGCACCGGGACAGAAAAUCAGGUUGUCUACGGAAAGAACCAUAUCCACCAUUCCCAGAGGCGAAUCACCUGAUCAAGGCCAAUGGGAGUACCCAUCUCCACAACAAAUGCUUAAUGCGAUGCUAGCCAAGGGCAAAGGAGAUGGUAUACCAGAAGAUGCCGUAGAAUCUAUGGUUGAAGUACACAAUUUUCUCAAUGAAGGUGCUUGGCAACAGAUAUUGGAAUGGGAGGACAAGUACACAAAGGAAACCAAGGUUGAACCACGGUUGAAAAAGUUUACUGGAAGACCGCACGAUUUAUCACCAAAAGCUAGAAUGUACUUGUGGUUGGGUCAAUUGUUUCCUGAAACUUUCAACACCAUCCCGCCAUUUGAUAGACAUGAUUGGACCGUGUUGAGAAGUCAAGGAAGGAACCAAGGCUGGAAAGAAGUUAGGUACGUUAUCGAUUACUAUAGUGCACCUGAUGAUGAGGAAACGGGUAUGCCAGCGUUCAUGUUGGAUACCAGACCCGCCUUGGAUGAUUUCGGUAGUAUCCGCGAUAGGAUUGUCACGUUUGCAGGUCCCGUUUGGAAAAAGGCAAUGGGUGAAGUUGAUGAGUUUUGA
Molecule: messenger RNA, 843 nt
Organism: Lodderomyces parapsilosis
Lineage: Eukaryota; Fungi; Ascomycota; Pichiomycetes; Serinales; Debaryomycetaceae
Gene: CYC3
Product: holocytochrome c synthase
Exons: 1
Coding region: 1-843 (280 amino acids)
Biological process (GO): cytochrome c-heme linkage
Cellular component (GO): mitochondrion
Molecular function (GO): holocytochrome-c synthase activity
Source: RefSeq, a predicted model, not a curated record